AUGUGUGCAGCUAGUCAUGUGACUUUCCUCUUCCUUAGGAGGUGCGCCGCUGGAGGAGACAACAUGGGGACCGUGCUGGACAUCAAGAUCAAGCGGGCGAAUAAGGUCUACAGGGAGGGGGAGGUCUUAUCCGGAGUAGUAGUUGUGGUGAGCAAAGAUACCGUUCAGCAUCAAGGGAUCUUGCUGACCAUGGAGGGCUCCGUCAAUCUGCAGCUCAGCGCUAAGAGUGUCGGCGUGUUUGAGGCUUUCUAUAAUUCAGUGAAGCCAAUCCAAAUCAUUAGCAACACGGUGGAAAUGGUGAAAGCCGGGAAACUCCCCAGCGGGAAGACAGAAAUCCCUUUUGAGUUCCCACUUGUCAUGAAGAGCAAUAAGGUUCUGUACGAGACGUACCACGGGGUGUUUGUGAACAUUCAGUAUACUCUCCGCUGUGAUAUGAAGAGAUCUCUGCUGGCAAAGGACCUGACCAAGAACUGCGAGUUCAUCAUUCAUUCCCAGCCACAGAAGGGAAAGCAGGCGCCGAGCCCGGUCAACUUCACAAUAACGCCAGAGACUUUACAGAAUGUCAAAGAAAGAGCUUCCCUGCCUCGGUUUCUCAUCAGAGGACAUCUGGACUCCACCAACUGUGUCAUCACUCAGCCUCUAACAGGGGAGCUGCUGGUUGAGACGUCAGAAGUUGCCAUCAAAAGUAUUGAGCUGCAGCUGGUCCGAGUCGAGACCUGUGGUUGUGCAGAAGGCUAUGCCAGAGACGCUACUGAAAUACAGAAUAUUCAGAUAGCAGAGGGAGACGUGUGCCGUGGUCUCCCUAUUCCCAUCUACAUGGUUUUUCCCAGGCUGUUCACCUGUCCCACUUUGGAAACUACCAACUUUAAAAUAGAGUUUGAAGUAAAUAUCGUGGUGGUUCUUCAGGAUGAUCAUCUCAUCACAGAGAACUUCCCGCUCAAGUUAUAUAGAAUAUAACCGCGCUGCCUCCGGUGCUGUGUGUUGGAAGCAGAGACCAAUGGACUGACCCCCCCAAAGCGGUUGAUAUUGGACGUCUGUGCUCCACGUUCAGUAUCAGAAGCACUUACUAUGGAGAACGUUUCAUCCCAGUCUUAGUACCGCCGACUAUUAAGAGACUUGUUGCUGCCUCCUGACUAUUAACACACAAUCCAUGUGUUCCAGUGCGAUACCCCCAGACAGUAGUAAUAAACAUGUCUUUUCUACUCC
Molecule: messenger RNA, 1206 nt
Organism: Bufo gargarizans (Asiatic toad)
Lineage: Eukaryota; Metazoa; Chordata; Amphibia; Anura; Bufonidae
Product: vacuolar protein sorting-associated protein 26C
Exons: 8
Coding region: 1-957 (318 amino acids)
Biological process (GO): intracellular protein transport
Cellular component (GO): endosome
Source: RefSeq, a predicted model, not a curated record